This is a messenger RNA of Drosophila pseudoobscura, 3328 nucleotides long. Its product is annotated as bicaudal D-related protein homolog. The transcript has 7 exons. Bases 776 to 2593 code for a protein of 605 amino acids. NCBI's taxonomy places the organism in Eukaryota, Metazoa, Arthropoda, Insecta, Diptera, Drosophilidae. The record is from RefSeq and is a predicted model, not a curated record.
GAAGGCAGCGGAGCACCGCGCGAUUCAGUUAAAACCGAACUUUCGCGCCAGUCAGUCGUUACCCGCGUCGUUCAUCCCACGAAACCGACACACAGCGCUGUGCUUGGUGAAAGAAAGCCACAGAAAUCGUAACCAGAGAACCGAACCGAAGCGGAGCGGAGCGAGCCGAAACGAGAGCUGAGCUGGGCCUCACGAAGCGCGCGUUACACGGCGGUAUCGGGCAUCGGAGAAUCGCAGAAUCGGAGAAUCGGAAGUUGUUCUGUUUUGGAGUAGAGCGUUCGUCGUGACCGAGGUUUCUGCCCCCUAUACAACCAACUAGCCGACCAACCAACAUAUUUACCUAUCUGCAUAUACUGCAGUUGAGAUCGUCGUGCGUGGGUUUUGGAAUCACUCAAAUCGGUAGCUGUAUCUCGACCUAUGCUACGGGGCUGCAUUUGGGGGCAGCUGCUGCCCAUGGAAAUAUGUUUGGUACUGAGUCCAUCAUCGUCUUGCCACACUACCGUCCCCACCACCACCACCACCACGAACAACAACAUCUGCAACUACUACUACAACAGCAACAAAGUCAUCUGAAUACCUAACCUGCAAAGAAAAAGCGAUCAAAAUAACACCCCAGGAGAUCUACAUCAAACCUAAACCGAAACCAAAACCAAAAACAAAACAAAACUCGAACUCAGCCUGUGUUUGUGUACGUGUACGUCUGUUAUGUCUUUUUGCUUGGUCUCUUGUUGCUCGUAAUAUACCACCCUAAUACAAAACCUGCCCGCUAACGAUCAUGCAUAAACCAAAGCUAGGUAAUGCUAUAAGUGCUGCCGCCAUUGCCUCAUCUAUAUCGACCAACAACAACAGUAGCAGCAGCAGCAGCAGCAACAAAUCGAAACGGGCACGUCAAUUCAGCAAGCCAUCAUCAUCGAUUGGCGGGGGAGGAGCGGCGAAUCUAGCUAGCGAAUCCGUCUACGACCAUCAUUCAUCACUAAUUGGAGACUCAAUUGAUUUAGAACAUUACAUCAGCGCCAUGGAGGCCCGACGACACGACAACGAGCCGGAUGUCUGGGCCCAACUCCAGCAGAAGGAGUCGGAUAUCCUGCUCGCCGCCGAGCUGGGCAAGGCUCUCCUCGAGAAGAACGAGGAGCUUGUCAAGCAGCAGGAGAAACUCAUCGAGGACUAUUCGGCCAAAAUUGAGAAACUUGAACAGGAGAAGCAUGUGCUGCGCCAAAAGCUGGCCAUUGCCGAGGACGAAAGCGACCAGCGUGUGCUGGAGCUGCAGUCCGAUCUCAACGAGCUGAAGGAGAAGCUACAGACCCAGGACGCGGCCAUCCGGCAGGCGGAGAAGGAGAAGACCAUACUGAUCGACGAGCUGCAGCACCAGAACACACGGCUCACCGAACAGAUACAGGAGGCCCACGCCACCGAACUAAAGCUCAGCGCACAGAUACAGGAGCUAAAGGAUCAGUAUCACUACAGGAACAGCAGCCUGCAGGACCAUGUCAACAGCCUGGAGUCCAUCAAAACCGAACUCAACCUCACCACCGGCAAGCGGCAGGAGCUGGAGCGUCGCCUGCAGCACGCCCAGGAGGAGAAGGAGAGCCUCACCUCAUCGCUGGAGGAGGCCUCCGACAGAAUACACAUGCUGGAGCGACACGCGCGCGAGCAGGAAACAAAAUUAGAGACCACCUUGCAGGCGCUGGAACGCUCCCAGCGAGAGAACAAUGUCCUUAGCGAACGCUUGGGCGCCGACACUAGCUCCAGCAUGCCUGGGAAAAAAAGUCUACAAUUUGAAAUGGAGUGUGACGAUGACGAUGGCAGCUAUACGGAAACAGGGAAGCCCAAUCAUAUGUGGGUGGAGGCUCGUUCCGUCUACAUACAACUCAAGUCCCUGGUGGACUCUUUGAAAGUGAGCCAUGACGAUGACUCAGGUCUAAACUCUGAUAUAUCGCUGGAAUUGGAGUCCAUGGACAACACGAUCUCGAGCACAGAGCGCAAUGAUAGCGGGCACAUGGCCAUUGAGUUCCGACAGGGUAUGCUCUCGGCCAUGUCUGAUGAGCUGACGCGAUUGCUGCUCAACCUAGAUGCAGGCAACUUCAAGAAGAUGCUAGACCAGACCCGUAACCUUGUACUCGAGCAGGAGGAUGAGAUAAAGCGCAGCCAUCAGCUGAUACAGCAACUGGAGGCGAAGGUCACGGUCACCGAUGUGGAGCUGCAGAAUGUGAAGGAAGAGCGCGAUCAAGCACGCGGGGAUCUGGAGGAUGAUACGGAUCGGGAUGAGCUGCUUUCGAAGGCGCAAACAGAGCGCGAUGCGGCCAACGGGCGACGAACCAAGGCUGAGGUGGAGCUGGCCAGGACACGUGUAGAACUGAUGCAGGCCAACAGCCAGCUGCUGGAGUCCAUCCAACAGAAGGUUGAGCUCUCGCAGCAGCUGGAGCAGUGGCAAAUGGAUAUGCACGAGCUGAUCGACGAGCAAAUGCGCUCCAAGCUGAUCAACAACCGUCGUGCGCUGGCCACAGAGACCUCGACGCCACCGCCCAGCAGUGCAGCAGCCAACCUGGCCAAGAGAGUGUCUAGCUACAAGCUCUGGAGUUUAUUUCAGCGCUAAUUGGACAAACCUGAAGCCGCGUUGGAAGGUCUAUGCCACUCUCAUAUUCUUAAUGUAGAGGGUGGUGCGACGGACAGCAGUGAAUAAGAUAUAUUUUAUUUUUUUUUAAUAUUUAUACACACCAACCAACCAACCAACCAACCACACACACACAAAUGGAGAGCCCAGGCAGGCAUAGACAUAGAGAGCGUAUCUGUAUCUGUAUUUAAUGUAUUAUUGUACUUGAUUGAUUGUUAUUUGUAUGUACAUUGAAGCGUCGCAUCGCCCUUCUUCUGUUCGUAGUGAAAUCUGUCUAAUUACGCUUUAUUAAUUUUAAAAAAACUUACCACAUACUAUUCGAUAUGAUUAUUAUAUAUGUAUGAUAAUUAUUGUAAUUGUAACCGUACUCUCGUACCUAUGUUUAGACACAAAUCGUGUAAGCGCUUUGCUCUCUCCCUCUUGAUCUAUAUAUCUCCAUUUUAGUUCAGCCAGAUUACUUCUGAAUUGUUAACUGAUAAUCAAAAAUGAAAACAUAUCGCGCCUUUUUGUUCGCGGGGCUUUAAAAGCCCGUUUACGUUUACACGUUUUGCCUUUGAUGAGUCGCAACAUUUUCCCUUGAAGCAAUAGAGUUAGAGGAACUGUGGCGAUUCAUCGAAAUCUCUGUACGUAAGCAAACCUAAGUGUAAGUGAAGCAUUUAUGUUAUAGCAUAUAUGAAUAUAUUUUUCAUGCUGGCAACCGAAAUGGGCGCAGAUGAU